AUGGCAGACAAUUGGGACGACGACGAUUUCGAGCCCGAGGUAUCCACAUUAAAACGUGUGGAACCCGCACCGGAACCCGUCAAACCCGUCGAUGUGCCUGAAAAGAAGACCGCCGCCGCCGCCGCACCAACAACUCUGAAAAAAGCGCCAGCGUUCGCAAUGGAAUCUCUCGGAAGAGAGCUAACGGCCGCCGAGAAAGAGGCGAUUCAGAAGCAGAACGAUUUAGCGUUGGCUCGUGAUUUGUUCGGUGACGAUGAUGGUGAUGAGGCGAAGAAAUACGAGAAUAUCACAUCCAAAGCCGAUUUUGAGUAUUGGGGAGAACGUGUCGGACAAUUCUUGGCUUCCCGGAAUAAAGCAGCCAAUUAUGGAGAUAUGAUUGGACGACUCUUGGGAAGUAUCACCGAGAAUUUGACACCUGCCGAUAUCCAAAAGAUGAUCACCUACCUUCAACAAAUCAGUACUGCUAAGAAGACCGCCGAAAAGAUUAAAGCGAAAGCGACACCUGCCGCCGCUGCACCAUCUGCUGCUGGCAAUAAAAAGGCAAAAGCGACGCUCAAGGUUACUAAAGGAAACGACAACAUGUACGAUGACUACGGUGCAGAUGACUUCGACGACUACGAUGAUUAUUGA
Molecule: messenger RNA, 630 nt
Organism: Caenorhabditis remanei
Lineage: Eukaryota; Metazoa; Nematoda; Chromadorea; Rhabditida; Rhabditidae
Exons: 3
Coding region: 1-630 (209 amino acids)
Cellular component (GO): eukaryotic translation initiation factor 3 complex; cytoplasm
Molecular function (GO): translation initiation factor activity
Source: RefSeq, a predicted model, not a curated record